CACACUGCACACCAGACGCAAACAACAUCAGAUCUAGCUCCUAGAUGGAGGGCCACAAGGCACUGCCCUGCCCAGCUGUGGGGACUGAUGCCCGAAGCAGAGAGAAGCAUGCAAGGCCAUUUGUGCACCUCCACCUAGGAACUGAGCACAACACCGUGCAUAAUGCCAGGACAGGCAGGAAGCACCGCUGCUGUGCCACUGAACAGGUGACUGCAGAGGUUGUAACUUUGUGAGGCAGUUAUAUGACGACUGAAUUAUGACAACCAAAAUCUCCAAGAAAACCCCUUAAACUAAACAUCUAUUUAUCUUUUGACCAUCUUGGAACUUAGUGGAUACACUCCUUGAAGUUUGUCUGAAUUGUAACUUGUAUAACAUUUUAAAAGUUUCACAAUGGAGUUCUUAUUAUCCAAAGGAGACUGCAGUAGAGAUUUGAAAAGAGCUUUGUUAUUAUUUUUAAUUUUAUCAUAUCUUAUAGCUCUUGUUUGCACGGAUAAGGACUAUUAUAGUUUACUUGGAAUAUCCAAAGAAGCAAGUAAUAGAGAAAUAAGACAGGCUUUCAAAAAACUGGCAUUAAAGUUACAUCCUGAUAAAAAUCAGAAUGAUCCAACUGCUCAUGAAAACUUCUUGAAAAUAAAUAGAGCUUAUGAAGUAUUAAAAGAUGAAGAGCUACGGAAGAAGUAUGAUAAAUAUGGAGAGAAAGGUCUGGAAGACCAACAACAAGGAGGUCGAUACGAGAGUUGGAACUUUUAUCGCUAUGAUUUUGGUAUUUAUGAUGAUGAUCCUGAAAUCAUAACAUUGGACAGAGCAGAAUUUGAUGCUGCUAUAAACUCUGGAGAACUCUGGUUCAUAAAUUUCUAUUCUCCUCGAUGUUCGCACUGCCAUGAUUUAGCACCUACGUGGAGGAAAUGUGCUAAAGAAAUGGAUGGACUAAUACGCAUUGGCGCUGUAAAUUGUGGUGAUAAUAGAAUGCUUUGCCGAAUCAAAGGAAUUAACAGUUAUCCAAGUCUCUAUGUUUUCAAAACUGGAAUUAAUCCAGUGAAAUAUUAUGGAGACAGGUCACAGGAAAGUUUAAUGAGUUUUGCCAUGCAGUAUGUCACAAGCACAGUGAUCGAGUUGUGGGCAGGAAAUUUUGUUAAUGCUAUUCAAACUUCAUUUGCCUCUGGUGUUGGCUGGCUGAUCACUUUCUGUGCUGACCAUGGAGAUUGCUUGACUUCCCAGACGCGCCUUAAACUAGCUGGCAUGUUGGAAGGCCUUGUUAAUGUAGGCUGGAUGGAUUGUGCCACCCAGGGUGAGCUUUGUGAUAAUUUGGAUAUCUCAUCUAGUACAACAGCAUACUUUCCACCUGGAGCCACCUUAACUCAUAGAGAGAAAGGAAGUGUUUUGUUUCUUGAAUCCUUGGAUGCCAAGGAGAUAUAUUUGGAAGUAAUGCAGCAUCUUCCAGAUUUUGAAAUGCUCUCUGCGGUCUCAUUAGAGGCCCACUUGGCUCAUCACCGGUGGCUGGUUUUCUUUCAGUUUGGUGAGAAUGACAAGUCGAAUGUGCAUGAGUUUAAAAAAUUGAAUUUUCUACUUAAAGAUGAACAUAUUCAGGUUGGAAAGUUUGACUGCCUUUCUGCACCAAGUGUCUGCAGUAAUCUGUAUGUCUAUCAGCCCUGUCUGGCAGCCUUUAAAGGAAGGGGAACUGAAGAUUAUGAAAUUCAUCAUGGAAAGAUGAUCCUAUAUGACAUAAUUGCGUUUGCUAAAGAGAGUGUAAAUUCUCAUGUUAUCACACUUGGGCCUCAGAAUUUUCCUGACAAGGAGAAGGAACCAUGGCUUGUUGACUUCUUUGCACCUUGGUGUCCUCCAUGUCGAGCUUUGUUGCCCGAGUUGAGAAAAGCAUCAAAGCACCUUAUUGGUCAGCUUAAAUUUGGCACAUUAGACUGCACAAUCCAUGAAGGGCUUUGUAACAUGCAUAACAUUAGAGCUUACCCAACAACGGUUGUGUUCAACCAGUCCAAUGUUCAUGAAUAUGAAGGGCAUCACUCUGCUGAACAGAUUUUGGAAUUUAUAGAGGAUCUCAUGAACCCUUCGGUGGUCUCCUUAACACCAGACACUUUCAGUGCACUUGUUAAACGAAGAAAGCGAGAUGAAGUCUGGAUGGUUGAUUUCUAUGCUCCUUGGUGUGGGCCUUGCCAGGCUUUAAUGCCAGAGUGGAAAAGAAUGGCCAGGUUGUUAAAUGGAUUAAUCACUGUUGGCAGCAUGGACUGUCAAAAAUAUUUUUCUUUCUGUCAUCAAGAAAAUAUACAGGGAUAUCCUGAAAUAAGACUCUUCCCUCAAAAAUCAAAUACAGGUCAUCAUUACUAUAGUUACAAUGGCUGGCGCAGGGAUUCAUAUUCAUUAAGAAGCUGGGCACUUGGAUAUUUACCUCAAGUUUCAGAAGAUCUGACACCCCAGAGUUUCACAGAAAAAGUUUUGCAUGGGAAAGAUCAUUGGGUCAUUGAUUUUUACGCUCCUUGGUGUGGCCCUUGCCAAAAUUUUGCUCCAGAAUUUGAGAUGCUAGCUAGGACUAUUAAAGGAAAAAUAAAAGCUGGAAAAGUUGACUGUCAAGCUUAUGGUCAUACUUGUCAGACAGCUGGCAUCAGAGCCUACCCUACAGUUAAAUUUUAUCCCUACGAAGGAGCAAAGAAAAAUGUUCUUGGAGAGCAUAUAGACAGCAGAGAUGCAAAGAGCAUAGCUGAUCUUCUGACUGAAAGAUUAGCAGUUAUUCAAAAUAAAGGAAAGAGAAAAAAAUCUCCUAGAAACAAGGAUGAACUCUAAUAUUGAAGAGGAUACAAUUCAGACUGUACCGAAGCUGUGAAAAACAGAAGGCACCAUGAUGAAAAUAAAAGUUAGACUAAUUUCAUGAUAGGAAAAACAGAAACUUUAGUUUGAAUUCAUGGACACCUUUGGAGAGGGAGUUUUUCUGUUUGCUGUGGAAGGAUUCUAAGAAUUUGGGAACAGGCUGUGCCUGUUCUAUUUUCUGAUAUACUCCUAAUCAAGGGCUUAGAUAAUAGUGGUGGCUAGCUGGUUUUCAUCCACCCUCUGCAUCCCGUUUCUUCCUACACAUGCAACAUACAUGUUGCAUUCAACCUGUGGACAAGUGUGCAAUCAAGUCAGCCAAACUUGGGUUUUCACACAGCAGAAUGCACUGUACCUUCCUGAACACUGAGGAAUUGUCUGACAUCAACGAGAAGGAAAAAUAAUCUUACCUCAUGAUGGAAGUUUAGUUAGGGGUUUUUAUUUUAUAGUGAGUCAAACAAACAGCCAGAAAUAAAAUAGAUUUAUAGAAUCAGUCAUCUUUGUUAUAGUAUAUUGCUGCAGCUUACCAAUUGAGGUGACAGAAGUUUUGAAGAGCUUUGUUUGGUUUUUUUAUUCCUCUCUCCCUAUAUUAGGUUUUCAGAAUUCAGUGUUUAACUCAGAUACAUUUGUGUUAUACCACAGAAGUAUCCUAUACAGAAUUUUCAGCUUCUUUCAUAGUAAAAGUGUUCAAAUUUAUCUUUGCCUCAGAUGAAUUUGUGGGGCACACCUUUUAACUUGCUUUGACCACUGUCAGACCCUUCUCUCCCCCCUCCUCCCCAGAUACACUUGAAGAUCUUCAUCAUGAAAUUUGGAACUAAUUCAUAGUGCAUAUUAAGUGCCUGCUGAAUUUUGACUAUUUCAUAAUGAACAUUUAACUGUCUACUUGGACAAUCUUAUUUACUACAUUUUCAUUAACUCUCACUCUGAGGUGAUUAAGAUGAAUUUUUAAAAGUUCUGUGUGCAACAAAAGAUUCUAUUUGCACCAUUUGCACUUAAAGUUUAAAUAGUUUUGUUUUUUACUCUAGUCCAAAAAACUGUGUGCUGUAAGUCAAACUUCUUUGAAAAGAUCACGAUCUUGAUUUACUCUUUAAAAAAUACAGAUUAGACAUUGCCAGAUGAGCUUUUCUCCUUGUUUCCCCUCAUCCACCCAACAUUUGUAUGAUUGAACCUACUGUAAUUACCAUAAUGAAUAUAUCAGAAAUUCCUAGACCUUCUGUCCUCACUAAGUAACUUAUAGACACUUGCGGGGAAAAAAAAGGUGAUGCUAGCCCAUCUGAAGCACCCAAUCACAAAUAUUUUACCCCAUGUUUACAGAUACUUAUAUUGCUUGCAGGAUAUCUAAUGUACAGCCAGCCAUUGACCCCCACAAAAAAAACCUUAAUACAUCUAUUUAUUUUAUCGAGGAGACUCUUCCCACACUCAGGAGAGUAUAAAAUAUAUGACAAACUUUUGUCCCAGUCAGUACCUGUUUAACUGCAACCUCACUUCUCAUAUUCCAUCACCUCUUACCUUUCCUCCAGAGGAUGAUAUCAUAGCUAUACAUUUUUGAAUACUAUUUUUGGAAAUCCAUCCCAGCAGAAACAGACGACUGGACAGUUUUUCUUGACUUGCAGUUUAAUUAUAGAAAUUCUAGUACAAUGAAUUCACAGCAUUCUUCUUGGUUAAAAAAAUAAAAGCAUAAGAACCUACUGACUUAGAUGGAUUGUAACCCUUCUUAUUGCAUAGGCUCUUAAGUAAUUAUACAGAUUCAAUAAUAUUCCCUCCCAUGUUAGCCCUUCCAACUUGUAUUGCUGAUAUGGAAGUAUUGUGCCCAUUAGAAGUAUCUAGUUCACAGAAUACCAGUAUUUGGCAGCCAAAGAAGUCCACAACUAUGAGACCUCAGCAUGUAGAAGAGAAGAAAUACAAAUGGGCUAUGAGAAGGCAAUUGUGUGUAAGUAAAUUUUAAAAAUUAUUUAAGAUUUCAUUUGAGAUGAGGGCGGCUGUGUAUAAAUCUGUAAACAUUCUUGCCAUAUAGCAUACCUCAAACAGCAUAAUACCAAGACAUGAAAUUUAAAAAAAUUGUAUAAAUUGUAUUUUACAAUUUUUAGAGAUUUGGCAUUAAAGGUUUUUCUUUUACCUUCCAAUAUAUCUUUUUAUGCUUAUGAUUAGAAAAAUUACUAUAGGAUGCUGCAUGUUUUCAAAGACUUUUGCAAGAUUUUAUUUGUCAACUGCAUUGCCAGUUCUUAGUGUCAAAUCUGGUCAGGUAGAAAGUCUAAUAUACUGCUAUUUAAGGCACAUUUACUUUCUGUUGCUAAUAUCGCAGAUAUAAUUUUAUGCUAGUAAUCUGUAAUUUAAUCAGUAAUUUAAAUGCACUUUCCAUGAUACCUACAAUAGCAAAGUCACUAAAUAAGAUCCAGAUUCUGCAAACUGUAGAAUAUAUUGUAGGAUACUGGCAGUCAAAGUAGCAUCAGAGAAGUAUCAGUACUAGUCACUCUGUCAUAGUGAAAAUAGAGAUGCUGAAUAACUCCUUUAACAAAGUGGGAAUGGAGAAAUUUUUUCCCCAGGGAAUUAAACUGCCAAAUUUGGGAUACCAUAUUGUCUUUAAUAUGGAAAAAGAGGCAUUACAGAAUAAACCAUGUGUAGCUUGUGCAGUAUUUACAUUCUUUUAGAAAAAUCUUCACAGUGACACACCUAACAAACCAAAAUAAAGACCUGUUUAUGUAUGUAAAAAACUGGAAGAUGAAUCCCGAUUUAGAAUACAGUUGAAUCUCCUGAACAAGAGUUUUCUGGAUCAGGGAAGGUUGGGUGGGGGUGCCAGCCUCUCCUUUGGGCUCUUCUCCCUAGCUACCUGCCACUGUUGCUCCAGCCCUCUGCAUGUGGCAGCCCCAGGAGCUCCAAAGGCAGCCCUGCAGGCAUUUGGGGCCCUGUCAGCCCUGCCGGUGGCUCUGUAGACAUUCAUGGCCCACCAGCUGUGAGCUCUGCAGCCCCACCCCUUUCCUGGCCCCACAGUUGUGAGCCCAGCAGCCCACCUGCAUGCUCGGGUGGGCUCACCAGCUGUGUGCUCUGUUCUCCCCUCUCCCACCAUGGGCUUCCCAUCCCAGCCAGCUGCAAGGGUUCUGGUACCCCCUCAGCUCUGCUCCCAGCCACUAGCAACCUCUGUGCUGGGGCUCUCUAGUCCAGCAACAUUCAUUGUCCUUCUGGACCAGAGAGGUUCCACCUGUAUAAACUAGAUGCUUUGACUUAAGGAACUCUUGAACAUCACCUCUUAUUUCCUCUGAAGAAACAGAAACAAAGCUUAAAUCUUAUCCCUCCUAACAAGCAACAUUAUUCCAUCAGCAUCAUGGCUUUCUCUUUUCUCUGUGGAAGAGUUAGGACACCCAGCCCUGAUGAUUCUUCAACUGUUUCCUCUCUAACAUUCAACACCCCUUUGGCUGGAGUCCAUGAACUGUCUCAGUCAAGCCAGAGCACGACAAGCACUCUCCUGGGCUUCUGAUGCUGAAAACACAUGGGGGAUUGAGUCAAUGUUAAGCCUGCCAAAUUUCUAUAUUACAGACAGCAAACUUAAUACAGCUGAGAUUCUUCCCUCCUCUUUCCCCACAUCACAGAAGUGGGUUGCAUGAAAGGUUGGACAGCAUGUAGUGUAAUGGUGACACAUAUGUAAGGUGUGCACGAGUUGUCCUAACAGAAUUGGAGGUUUUGGAAAUGUGGCUUUGGCAAUUUUGAGUUAUGUUUGCCUUAAUCAGUAUAGAGGUUUACCAAAGUUAGGGCCAUGAAGCUAGUUAGCUGCAGAAAACUAAACUGUAUCUCUGACUAAACUAAUGUUUUGCUCUUUGAAUCUUUACUGCUGAGAUGACAUAUAAAGCAAGGAGGAUCACAGGUUGAUUUCAGGCAGGAGCUGACUUAGUUGCACAUCUGGUUGAAAGGCUGUUUUGACUGCUAAGCAGAACAAGUUUAAUACUAUGGAGAUCCAAGCUAUAAUCUUAAGUUUGAUUUCUAAAACAUAUUUCAAGUUUAAUUUUGGAAGCGCUAUAUUUUUGUCAUUGUAAAAUCAACCAUCAUUUCCUAAUAAAAUCUAAAACAUC
This is a messenger RNA of Pelodiscus sinensis (Chinese soft-shelled turtle), 6875 nucleotides long. Lineage: Eukaryota; Metazoa; Chordata; Testudines; Trionychidae. The record is from RefSeq and is a predicted model, not a curated record.